Messenger RNA from Megachile rotundata (alfalfa leafcutting bee), 3758 nucleotides. Its product is annotated as U4/U6.U5 tri-snRNP-associated protein 1. Gene Ontology annotation, biological process: mRNA cis splicing, via spliceosome; maturation of 5S rRNA. Lineage: Eukaryota; Metazoa; Arthropoda; Insecta; Hymenoptera; Megachilidae. Gene Ontology annotation, cellular component: U4/U6 x U5 tri-snRNP complex. The record is from RefSeq and is a predicted model, not a curated record.
GCGCAUCGAAAAGAUGGUGGAUGGUAUCAGAAAUUAUCGAUGUAUUGAGUUUAUUAAGUUUUAAAGGUUUAAUAAAACAGUGUAUCUAACGUUCUGAACGUCGAUUGAAAACAUAAAAAUGGGUUCAAAUAAACGGCAUAAAACCGAGAAGAGCCGGGACGCUAAGAAGAAGCGUCACCGAAGCCGCUCACGUAGCUAUACACCUGAACGCGAAAAAUCGGAUAAGCACAGGCAUCAUAAAAAGCAUAGAAGGAAAGAACGCAAGGAUUAUGACAGUGAUGUCGAAAUAGUUAAUGCACCUCCCCCACCAAAAAUUUCUAAGUCAUCACAUCCAUCAACACCUCCACCUCCUGAAAUUUCUAAACAACGCAGUCCUUCGCCGAUCAAAGGUGGUGCAGCACAAAGCUCUCUAUCCAUUGAAGAAACUAAUAAACUACGAGCAAAGUUAGGUUUGAAACCAUUAGAAGUUGAUAGUGGUCCAAAAGAUGAUCCUAAUAAGAUUAAAGACGAUUUGGGAGAAUUUUAUCAUAAACCUGCCCCUGAUGUUAAUGAAAAGUUAAGGACACAAAAAUUAAAGGAGAAGAUUACUGUUCAGAAACAGAAAAGGCUCAUUGAAUCUAAUUUAUCAAAAACUAAGACCUUAGGAGAAUGUGAUUCUGAUGAUGAUGCUGAAGUUUGGAUUGAUAAAACCAGACGUUUGGAAGAGGAGAAGAAAAAAGCAGAAGAAAGGGCAAAAAUGUUAGAUCAGUUAGAUGAGGAAUUUGGCAUUGGAAAUUUAGUUAAAGAGGAAAUACAUGCUGCUCGAAAUACAGCUUAUACUGAAAAGAAUUUAAGGGGUCUUAGAGUAGAGCAUGAUAUUGAUAAGUUUGAAGAAGGUAAAACAAUUAUAUUGACUUUAAAAGACCAGGAAGUUUUGAAAGAAAAUGACGACGUACUAGUCAACGUAAAUAUAACGGACGAAGAACGUUACCAACGUAAUAUUUUAAAUAAAACUAAAAAACCUGGUUAUGAUGCAUAUGAUGAUGAUAACUUUGAUGAGUUUGGUAUAUCUAAGAAGUCUAUCUUAGAAAAAUAUGACGAAGAAAUCGAAGGCGAGAAGAAAGAUUCUUUUGUGUUAGGGACUAAUAAUAUAAAAGAUACUAAGCAGAAUAAACUUGAUUAUGUCAAGCAGCGUUUAGCUAAUAAGCGACUAGAAUCGUUACAGCUAGCAGAGCCAAAAUUAGCUAGUGAAUAUUACAAUGAGCAAGAACUUGCAAAGUUUAAGAAACCAAAGAAAAAGGUUCGAAAAAUUAGGAAAAAAUUAAAAGCAGAAGAUCUGGUUCCUGAAGAUAACGAUUAUCUUCGUGAUUUAGGAAGCAGAAGAAGUAAACGACCUAAGGAUAUAAAAGAUAACGAUAGUUUAGACGUAGAUGACUUAGAAGCUCCUCCUGAAGAUCUUAGUGGAAUUAAGUUGGAAGAAGAUGAUAAAGAAUUAGAGUUACAGUUAGCACUCAAGAAAGCUCAACGUUUGAAAGAAUCACAAGCAUCAAGUAUUGAGAAAGUUGUUGAAACUAUAAAGCAAGAACCUGCUGGUUCUGAAGAAAGUCAAUCUGGAAAUAUUGUUCUUAAUGCCACCGCAGAAUUUUGUAGAACUUUAGGAGACAUUCCAACUUACGGACUUGCCGGAAACAGGGAAGAAAAUGGGCAAGAACUUAUGGAUUUCGAAAUGGAUGGAGUUAAAGAAGAACCACCGGUAAAUGACGAAGAAGAUGAUGGUCGUGGCGCGUGGAAUACUGUGCAAUUAGAUGAAAGUAUAACAGAGCCAGUAGCGAUGGAAGCUGCAAUUUUGGACGCAGAGCCUUCGCUCGGACAUGGGGUUGGUGGUGCACUAAAACUCGCAAUGAGUAAAGGUUAUUUGCAAAAAGAAGAUAGUAGUAGACCAUCUGCGUCUCGUUUCGCGCAUUUGCAGGCUCAGAAUUAUUCGAUAGAGGACAAAACUUACGGAGACGACGAUAAAUUCGGUAGAAGAGACCGGUUUAAUGGCCCAACUUCAGAAUUUAAGGAAAAAGAUGGUUUCAAGCCUAAUGUGAAACUGGAAUAUAUCGACGACGAUGGACAUGUAUUGAGUGCAAAGGAAGCUUUCAGAUACCUUUCACACAAAUUUCAUGGAAAAGGUCCAGGAAAAAAUAAGGUUGAGAAGCGAAUGAAGAAGGCGGAGCAAGAAGUUUUAAUGAAACGUAUGUCUUCUACAGAUACACCUCUGGGUACGCUUAAUUUAUUACAGGCGAAACAGAAGGAAACUCAAUCGCCAUACAUAGUGCUUAGUGGAAGCAAGCAGAUGCAAACGACUAGUAUAUCAAAGUCAAAGCAUUAAAGAUUUUAAAGUAAACUUCAGUCAGAAUUGUAUAUAAUAUACAGGCAGACAGAAAUCUUUUAUCAGUACAUCUUUAAAUCAGAUAAUACAUUAAUCGCUGUAAAAUAAAAACAUUGCACCUUUUUUUGAUUUGUUAAACUACAUGAUAAUAAAGUAACUAUUAUAUGAAUUUAUAAAAGAGGCUAAUCCUUUUUAUAUCCUUUCUUUAUUGUUUUUAGACACAUCAAUCGUUUGACGGCUUAAAAUAUUAGUUUUAAUAAGAUAAUUACUUAAUACAUCAUAAAAAUUGAUAUAGAGAAACUUUAUAUUUUUAACUCUUUACGGAUGAUAUGGCCCAAAUAUUUAUAUUUGGUAGGAAGGUCUUUGAGACGUUGUUUAUAAUUAUUCCUUUUUUGGUACAAUUUUCAGUGUUUUGAACGUGUGUAUAAAACAAUACGAACAAUAUUGUUCUGUUCGAUGGGGCAUUUUGUAUUCUUACACAAAAUAUGUUUAUUUUAAUUAAAUAAAUUGACUGCUAUCACAAUAAAAUUAAGUGGGGAACAAACGAUGUUCACAACUAUCUCUUAUUUUUUUACUAUAUUGGUUGAAAUAAUACGAUGCCUAUGCUAACAGUAACAUGUGCAUAAAAACUAUCAAUAUAUUAACAUUACUCCCAUUUCUAUACUCUCAAUCACAAUUUAUAGUUAAUUUCUAAUAGCCUAUUCGUACAAAUCACUACAUGGAAGAUAUAAAGUUGAAUACUACAAAAUAUUUUAUUGUUCCUAAUGAUAUACUAUAUAAACAUUUGUUGAACAUACUUCGUUCACUAUGAAAUAGUAUUAUUGUGAGAUUGAAAAUAUUUGUUGUUCCGUUGAAUGAGAAGACACGCGAUUAAUCAUCAAUGAAAUAUAUGAUAACAUUCGCUACCGAUAUUUACUGAGUAUUUUUACAAUUUAUAUCGGUAUCAUGCUCUUGAAAAAUGGUAACGAUCGAUUAUUAUAAGAAUGCUAAAUGAUAUUAAAUAUAUCCCUGAUAUCACAAGGCUUUCCUUUGUGCAAAAAUAGUAAUACUUGAUUCUUUGAAUCUUAUGUAGUGCACAAUGAUCUUAUAAAUUGUAUUUUAUAAAUAUACCUCCAACUGUAGACAAUACUUUUAAGACUUGCUCUUUAUAUUCACAUCUUUUUUUUCUUUUUGAAAAGUUUGGCACUUCUCCUGACGGUUUAGACAAAAAUAAUAGGAAUUUCUUUUAAUUAUAAAGCAUAAGAUAUAUUUUCUAUUGUUAGCUAGAUUUUUGAUCAGCUUCAAAAGGUUAUCAAAAAUUUAAAUUAGAUUUUCAUUAAUUACUAAAGCUAGCAUCUUUAUUGAUAAAUAAGAAUACUGGGUAACUACAGGCUAACAAUGAAAAAUAUAUUAUUGAUCUUUUAUU